Molecule: messenger RNA, 1401 nt
Organism: Tripterygium wilfordii
Lineage: Eukaryota; Viridiplantae; Streptophyta; Magnoliopsida; Celastrales; Celastraceae
Exons: 7
Coding region: 359-1204 (281 amino acids)
Cellular component (GO): nucleoplasm; mitochondrion
Molecular function (GO): cadherin binding
Source: RefSeq, a predicted model, not a curated record
UUUUCAUCGUCACAUUCCAUCUGGUUGCUUUCUGCUUCUCGCCAAUCGCGAUUGGAGGAGACAAAAUAGUUCUGGUUUACCUUCUAGGGUUUUAUUAGAUUUCAUGCAGAGGUCGCGGCCGAAGUUCGGAUAUUUCAGUUUGUUUUGGGAGAUCCUGCUUUUGGUGUUGCUGCUUAAUUCAUGGGACACAAUAUAAUAUUCAAAAGUGUUGUCUAUUCAUUUUUUCCUAAGCCAUGUUUUGUCGACUUCCCAACAAUUUUUGUGUUCUGCUGUUGUUUCUGCUACUUGAUUUGUUGAUGGCAAACUUUCUUUUCGGUAGUGAAGCUUGAUAUCUUCUUUGUAAGUUGAGGUAGAAGGAAUGCCUCGGGACUUAUCGCGGUCACCAUCACGGUCGCCUACGUACAGGCGAAGGCGGUCACCAUCUCCUCUAGGGCAUAGAUAUAGCAGGAGAAGCCGGAGGGACAGAAUUCGGUCACCAUACUCAUCGUAUUCUUAUAGCAGGAGGAGAAGUCGUUCUAUAUCCCCACGACACCGCAAAAGUCGUUCUCCAACUCCAAGGCGUAGAAAAAUUCGCUCACCAACCCCUAGGCGGCACAAGAGGCAAAUAAGUAGGAGUUCCUCGUUGACUCCUUCUCAUAAAUCUUCUAGUUCAAGUCUUGGGUCAACAGAAAGAAAAGAUGCCAUUGAAAAACUGAAAAAAGAAGAAGAGAAGAAAAGGCGUCAACAAGAAGCAGAAUUGAAGCUGAUAGAAGAAGAAACAGCAAAGAGAGUGGAAGAUGUCAUCCAAAGGAAAGUGGAACAGAGUCUGAACACUGCAGAGAUUCAGCAGGAAAUACAGAAGCGUUUAGAGGAAGGACGAAAAAGACUUCGUGAUGAAGUUGCUGCCGAACGUGAGAAAGAGAAGGAAGCGGCUCUUAUAGAGGCUAGACACAAAGAGGAAAAAAUUCGAAAAGAGAGAGAAGAGCUGGAAAAGAUGCUUGAGGAGAACCGAAGACGGGUGGAAGAAUCUCAGAAAAAGGAAGCUUUGGAGCAGCAGCGGAGAGAGGAGGAAAGGUAUCGGGAACUAGAAGAACUCCAAAGAAAAAAAGAAGAGGCCAUGAGAAGGAAAAAGCAGCAAGAGGAGGAAGAAAGCGUAAACCAGAUGAAACUUUUGGGCAAGAACAAAUCCCGGCCGAAGUUGUCAUUUGCCUUGGGAUCAAAAUGAUUACCAGAAGAAAUUUAAUUCUCUUGAAUGUAUCUUUUGGAUUCCUGCUUUGUAUUGUAAUUUGAGGAUGAUAUCUUGGUCUACAAGUUUGGGGUUUCGGUGUGUUUCAGACAAGGCCCUUCUCAAGUGAUAAUGUGAUAUUACUUUAAACCAGUUUUGGAGUGGGAAUGGGAGUUCUGGGGCUUGAAAAAUCGCAA